Messenger RNA from Nicotiana attenuata, 1813 nucleotides. RefSeq names its product AT-hook motif nuclear-localized protein 22-like. Lineage: Eukaryota; Viridiplantae; Streptophyta; Magnoliopsida; Solanales; Solanaceae. The transcript is spliced from 2 exons. Gene Ontology annotation, cellular component: nucleus. Gene Ontology annotation, molecular function: DNA-binding transcription factor activity; minor groove of adenine-thymine-rich DNA binding. The coding region runs from base 481 to 1386 and encodes 301 amino acids. Gene Ontology annotation, biological process: vegetative to reproductive phase transition of meristem. The record is from RefSeq and is a predicted model, not a curated record.
UCUCCAAGCUAAGUUUUUAGCUAACCCUAACUCAAAGCACCUACAACUAGCUAUAAGUCUUUUUCAAGUGAAGAGCAAAGUACCCCCAAGAUUCACUUGUUCAUAUACAAAUUAAAGAAGAAGAAGUGGAAUCAUAGUAUGAUGAUGAAGAAUUUUGGAGCUAAGAAUUUUUGGUGGGUGACACCCAAAACCCCACUUUCCCUCUUCUUUAUGAUGAAGACUAUGAGUACCUUGAUUCAAUAAACAAGACCCCCUCUUUCCUCAAAAAAAGCCAGAAAGCAAGAAAGAGAAUAAUUAAAAAGAAAAAUAAGACCAAUAAACCCAAAGUCUACUCUCUUCCUUUUUUAAGCUUCCUCCUCCCACUAUCUAUCUUUACAAAUCAUUACAAACCCUUCCCCUUAGCUUUGCUUCUUCUUCCAUUUUUCUUGGCUUCCAAAUUUCCCUCUCAAGAAAAGUAGUAGAAUUGAAGUUAAAGAACAUAUGGAUUCAGUAAAUCAUUCACUCCCACCUCCUUUCCAUACUAGAGAUUUCAAUUUACAUCAAUUCCAUCAAACCUCAGAAGAUGAACAAAGUGGAACUAGUGGCCUAAACAUGUCUGGCCAAAAGAGAGAGCGCGAUGACGACAACAACAACAACAACGAAAAUUCAAAUGGUGGGGAAUCGAAAGACGGAUUAGGUAUUACAGGAAAUUCCGGAGAUGGAGAGAUCAAUAGAAGACCUAGAGGAAGACCAGCUGGAUCCAAGAACAAACCAAAGCCACCAAUUAUCAUCACUAGAGAUAGUGCCAAUGCUCUUAGAACUCAUGUUAUGGAAAUUGCUGAUGGUUGUGAUAUUAUGGAGAGUAUUUCAAAUUUUGCAAGGAGAAGACAAAGAGGUGUUUGUAUUAUGAGUGGAACUGGUAUUGUUACUAAUGUUAAUUUAAGACAACCAGCUUCACCUGGUGCAAUUGUGACAUUACAUGGUCGUUUUGAGAUUUUAAGUUUAGCUGGAUCAUUUUUACCACCACCAGCACCUCCAGCAGCUUCUGGAUUGACUAUAUAUUUAGCUGGCGGACAAGGUCAAGUUGUUGGUGGUAGUGUGGUUGGUGCACUUAUGGCAUCUGGACCAGUUGUGAUUAUGGCCGCGUCGUUUAGCAAUGCAGCUUAUGAAAGGCUUCCCUUAGAAGAAGAUGAUCAAAAUCCUCUUCCAGUUCCAGGAGGAGGGACACUAGGAUCUCCUCCUGGAAAUAUCGGAGGACCAGGACAACAUCAACAGCAGCAACAACAACAACAACAACAACAAUUGAUGGCGGACCCAUCUCUAUUUCAUGGAAUGCCACCUAAUCUUCUCAACUCCAUUCAGUUACCUUCUGAACCCUAUUGGGCAACCGGCAGACCUCCAUUCUAACUAGUUGGCUCUUUCAAGAGUAUCUGAUAAAAUUGAAACGAUACAGAGAAGAUUAACAUAGCCCUACAGAAGGAUGACAUUCGCCAUUCUAACUUGCUGAAAUUCAUAGAAGGGGUAAUUUUCUCUUGAUUUUAUUUACUUGUUUAAUUAGCUUAAACUCUUGGUGUCUCUUUCUCUUCUUUCUCAUCAUCAAGAACACUAUAGCAACGAGAUUUAGGAAAAGGGUUUUCGAGUUGCUGACUAUCUGAGGGUUUUUUUUUCAUAAUUCUUUUCCUAAUUUCAAUUACAUCACAUGAUGAAUUUGAGUUUAGUUGCAUUUUCAGCUAGGUUUUUUGGAUUGUGAGUUUGAUUAUGAUAUGAGAUGAUGUGGCUGUAAUUUUAUAAAAUGAAGUUAACUUUGCAAACUCAUAUUGUUUCCUUUCUGAAA